Messenger RNA from Gamsiella multidivaricata, 3715 nucleotides. RefSeq lists its product as uncharacterized. Bases 166 to 3645 code for a protein of 1159 amino acids. NCBI's taxonomy places the organism in Eukaryota, Fungi, Mortierellomycota, Mortierellomycetes, Mortierellales, Mortierellaceae. Gene Ontology annotation, biological process: regulation of actin filament polymerization. Gene Ontology annotation, cellular component: actin filament; cortical actin cytoskeleton; plasma membrane. Gene Ontology annotation, molecular function: actin filament binding. The record is from RefSeq and is a predicted model, not a curated record. The transcript has 5 exons.
ACUUAUUCAGUCGGCUAGAGGCAGAAAGAACCGCAGUACCUUUUUUUCUGAUCGCCUUUAAAGGGGACUUUCCGCCCAGCCUCAGUCGCGUAUAGACCACCCACGCACUUUUUUUUUUCGAGCAUCGAUUUCUCGUGAAAUUUGAUUAACGUAGAGGCAAAGAGAAUGAUGAGCAACGCCAAUACAGGAACCACGGAUCCUGCAGCCUUUCCCGGACAGGGAGGGCACCUUGGUCAACGCAACGUUCAGUUCCGUGUCUCGACAUCCCAGCAACAGCAGCUACACCAACGUCAACAACAGCAGCAUGAAGCGCCUGGGCUGGCCAAUAUCGCACAAAAGCCCCAGUCUUCGGACCAAUUAUAUGCACACCAGCGCUCUAUCUCGUCAUCAAAACAGGGGCAGCCUUCACAUCACCAUCAGCAGCAGCAGCAUCAUCAGCAGCAGCAACAUUCGAUGCAAUAUUCACAUCCAUCUCAACCACACGGCCAUUAUGCCUCGAAUCCACAACCGUCAACACAGCAACAGCAACAGCAGCAGCAGCAGCAGCAGCAGCGUCAGCAGCAACAGCAACACCAGCAGAGGCCACCGAUUCCACCCCCUCAUCAGCCUCGAUUACAUCACAGCAUCUCGGCGGGUAAUAUCUCGAUGAAUGCAAAUGCCGGUCGUCCUGGAAUUAAUCAGGGAGUAAGCAUUGGCGGGCCAGGUCUAAAUGCGGCAGCCGCACCACCAAAGAAAAAGGAUCCAUACGCGACUGCGUGGAGAACAUAUUCCAAGAUUGCGGAAGAGCUCCAGCUCCUGAACCCAGAUGGCAGUCUUUAUCCGAUUUCAAAGGAAGCGAUUCUGAAGUACUUGCAUCACCAGUCUAAGAGAAUCAAAUCCAGCAACCUUCAUUGGUAUGUCAACGGACUGAAGAAGCAUCAGGAAAACCUUGGGUUCCCCUGGGAUGACGUUCGAUAUGACGAGCAGGUCGUGGGUCUCCUCAAGGAACUGACGCUGCACCCGGUGACGAUGAACGAAAACGGGGAAGAUGAUGGGCAUGGACACGCAUACAACUCGCAGCCCAACCGCCAGCGACAGACUAGUUCUACGGGCAUAUAUCUGUCGGGCAAAAGUAGCCACCAUUACUCGUCUUCCUCGAUCGACACUACCCGGAUUGCCAACCUGUCCAUAUCUCAGCCGCCACUGCAUCACUCUCAACAGCAACAGCAGCAUCAAGGACAGCAAAAUCUGCAGCAGAUGUCACACAGUUCAAGCUAUGGGGCUGUAGGACAGACAGAGCAGCAUCAAAGCCAUCGUCAUUAUCUGCAGCAACCAAUGCAGCAGCAGCAACAACAGCAGAUGCAUAUGCAAUCUUCUCGGAUUCAGCAGGCCCCACCUCCAAAGCCCUAUUAUCAUUCUGCGCCGAUUCAGCUUGCACACCAUACGAGAACGCCAAGCGUACAGGACAUGAUAUACCAAAGUGGCGGUGGUCAUCAUCGAUCUCCGUCAGAUAGUAUUAGCUCUCCAGUGGAUGCGAAAUCUUUGCGCCUAGUAUCGAUUGGGAACCCAGCGAGCGCCUUAACGAAACGAAAGCGCGAUGACUUUGGAUGUAUCAAGCGGCGUGUUCCAUUGUUUAUGGGCAUCGGAGGAGAGGAAAAUGAGUUGGACGAACUUCAGGGCGACGAGGUUAAGGACAAUGAUUUCGAUCUGAACGAGCGACGAGCCCAUGACAUGGAUCACUUUGAUGACUUGGAUGACUCCAAUCGUUUCCAGUCUUUGAAGCGUCGUGCCUCGACGGGAACGUUGUUGAGCCAGGCCAGGGAAUCAGCGAUUAAAUCUGUCCCGGUCCCCUUUGCAGUGAAUCAGCACGGAUUAAGCCAGUAUCGCUACCAAAAGACACAUCUUCGAGACUCGUCGACAAGCAGCAAUAGUAGCAUCACCCAUCGACCCAAAGGCGACCAGCACCUUCGAUCGUCAUCCCCAGAUCUAGGGGACGAUGAGGGUCACUAUGCACUUCGCCGCGGCCUACGUGAUUCUCCACUGGAUUCUACCUCUCCGACCUCCCCAGUUGUGGGACAGCCACAUCUCAUUGAUGAACAAGGAUUGAGCCAGCAACAGUACCGUCAUUUGAGUAACGGGGGAGCAGUGGCCUCGUCUACCACCGGUGCGGCGACAGCACCUCUCCCGUCAUCUUCUACGACGACGGCGGGCACUACAGGAGGUACAACGGGCAAGACCACGGUCCAGUUCUCAGAGGUGGUCGAAUGCGCCCAGCUUCUACAGGCCAAAUACGGGAACCGAUGCAAGGAUCAUCCUUGGGGGUGUGUGAAAACCACAGAGAAUCGACAUUUAGAGCUCACUAUCAAAAUGUACCUGGAUUGGGCAGGACUUGUGGCGAGUGAACGGUUGACGAUGGACGACCUUCCAGAUCUCCCAGAGUUCAGGAUCAGCCAUCCCAUAGUCGGGGGCACAUUAAAGCGGAUGACGUCCACGCCGUUCAUCUCGUCUGCUACGAGUAGAUUAUCAGCAGGCACCAGUGAUGGCGUGUCCUCGCUGUCCUCAGCAUCCUUCGCAACCAUGACGCGUCACCAAGCGACUGCAGAUAAUCCUUCGUCACCGGGUUUAAGCGGUCGAAUCUAUCUUGGGCCUUAUCGAUCUCCAUCGUCGUCUCCUCCGAUUCAUGUUCUUCAUCAUGAUAAGGAUCUCACAACGGACGAGAGCAGUCUGCUCAGCCGAACCCGGUCCCCGCCACUAUCGGCCGCUGCGCAGAGAUCUAUUCCAUCACCACCUCCGGGGAUUUCGGAAGGUGACGGCGUUGGUGGCAAUAAUGGCCACGUUGUCCCACCGUACCAUGCCCGUGCGAGAAAGAUGCCUAGUAUUCCGGUGCUCGGCCACCAUCUGCGUCACCAGUCUUCAGGACAUCGCUUGCAGGAGGAACAUCAGCAGCAGCAUCACAUCAGACCGACCGUAUCGGCUUCGGUGGCGUCGUCUCCUUCUUCAGAGGCAGAUCUGUCGGACGAGGAUGAACUUGAGGAGGAUGAGGAGACGAUUGAUAUCAGCCAUUACGCACUGAGUCCAUGGGCAACUGCCCCAAGCGCUAAAGAGAUGAGGGCUCGAGCAAAUAUCGGUAACUCUACAACCAUGCAGCAGCAACCGCAGAAGGGUGUGUCCUCAGCACUCAAGGCGUCUGAUACUCUGCAGCUAGAGGAGAAUCGAAGUGAGAAACAAACCAAGGCAAACGAGGACGCGACUGAUAUGGCGGUAGAUACUGAGGACGUUGUUUCGGUCAUCGGUGAGAUCUCUGACGUGCCAGGUGCGGGCCCUGAAACAACAACAAUGAUAAUCGGCACAGCACAUAGCAGAGGAACGUCUGUGGACGCUGCAGCCAAAGUAUUGGACUCGAUGAUCAUUGGUCGACCUGGCGAUUCUGAGAACUUUGCUGCAGAAGAUGACCAAGGUCCUGGAUUGAAGGAUAUGCAUCCAUCAGCAGUAUUGGAUGCAGCAGAGCCGACUUUAGAAGAGUUGAGCAACAUUAUCGGAGGACAUAGACAUGAGCACGAAGCGCGUGUGAAGAACAAUGGGCUCGAUCAGGACCAGAACUUGGGACGACAGGACGAUGCAAGGAGAACCUUGAACCGUGAGGAGAAUGUCAUGAUGGAGACGUGAGGGGUCCCUUGGGGCGGGUAAGAAAGAGCGCAUUCGUGUAGACUACUGCGUGUGUUGCUCCAGGAUGGCC